UAUCAACAUAUUAUAUCACUCUCUCGUACCACUUUCCUUCACUAAACUCUUAAAAAGUCUCAACUCCCUAUAUUUUUCCCUUGUUGUGUAACAUGGCCAACACACACAAUAAAUCUCUAUCUACCUUCCUCCUCCUCUUCUCCUCCAUAAUUCUCAGCUUCUUUGUUAAAACCAAGCAAGAUAAUCCAUGUCCAUAUCCAUGUUAUCCUCCACCGACAGCCACCGGCACGCCCAUUCAAACGCCACCGGUUAGUUAUUCACCACCUUCACAAACAGGACUAUACCCUCCACCAGGGACACUACCAACAGGGAACUUGCCGUAUUUUCCACCACCACCACCACCAUCACCUUAUGGUAACUCCUUAUAUGGUCAGCCCCCUCCAGACCCUAUCUUGCCUUAUUUCCCCUACUACUAUCGGAAACCUCCUCACCGAACUGAUGAUCAGUCAUCGGCAACAAAAGCUAGCACUGGAAAACCAUGGAUGAUCAUGAUUGCAACUACAAAUCUGUUUGUAUUUGUUUUUUUAUUGUUUAGGGAAUUAGUAAGUAGUUAAAUAAAAUUCUGUAAAAUCUUUAAUUUGUUUGGGUAAUGGAUGGGAUGAGUAUGCCUUUAUUUGCUCUUUUUAA
Molecule: messenger RNA, 627 nt
Organism: Gossypium raimondii (Peruvian cotton)
Lineage: Eukaryota; Viridiplantae; Streptophyta; Magnoliopsida; Malvales; Malvaceae
Product: leucine-rich repeat extensin-like protein 5
Exons: 1
Coding region: 93-554 (153 amino acids)
Source: RefSeq, a predicted model, not a curated record